This is a messenger RNA of Plasmopara halstedii, 270 nucleotides long. RefSeq lists its product as uncharacterized. The coding region runs from base 1 to 270 and encodes 89 amino acids. The record is from RefSeq and is a predicted model, not a curated record. NCBI's taxonomy places the organism in Eukaryota, Oomycota, Peronosporomycetes, Peronosporales, Peronosporaceae. The transcript has 3 exons.
AUGACGUGGCCUUCAGUAAAGGUGCGGACUAGGUGGACAAACCGUACUGGAAUUCUCGGGGCUCUCUUCAGCGAUCUGAAAAGUAAGCGUUUGAGUGGUGAGAAACCAUCCACCACAUUGCUCACGAGAUCGCCAAACGAAAAGAAGAAGAAUUCAAAGCUUUUGGUGGCUAGACGACUAAGGUUAUCAAAUGCAAUUGGUACUCGUCCAUCGGAUAAAAAUUCGGCAACUUUGUCUGGUGAAGACGUGUUGAAUCGUGCUUUCGAGUAA